CACGGUGCCCGAGACGCGGGAGGCAGGCGGCAGGCUGGUGUUGGGGGACAGGGACGAGGAUUCUAGGACCUACCAGCAGACGGUCUCCAGGGAGGGGGAUCGGGGAAGGAGGGUUCGGGCCGGUGGAAAGGUAGGAAGACAAAGUCGGGGAGAGAACUAUGCCUUCGCAGAACCUGCUGACCCUGAAACCACACCGCCGCAAAGCCCCCGCGACAGCCGUGUUCGUGCCCUCUUCUAGUCCGGCCCUCGAGGACUCCGUUUUAGGCCUCACACCUAGGCCACGUCCGAGUGCCCCAGUUCGGUUCUGGCGUUCCACAGAGCUACCGGGGAGGACAGUGUUGCCUUAUCCAGGGGGACAUGGCUGUUGGUGCGUGCCCACGGUCGAAAACCCGAGCCUCUCAGCCAAUUCUUAGCUUUUCCAAAAGAUAGCCUCUCUGAUAGGAAAAGCAUCAUUUUCUGUGAUAAUGCCACUUUUUCCAAAAUCUUAUGGAAAUUAAUAACUCAGACUCGUGAUUUAGGGAGGAACAGAACACAUUUCCCUUUAUUACUCUGGGAGACUCCUGAGAUACAGCUGAAUUGCUGCUUGGAGACCGCACAGUACGUGGAGGCAGAGCUGUGCUCAAGAAUAGCUCAUGGAAGAAUCACAUGAAGAAGUGGUGGUUGAGGUCACAGAUCAGGAGUGGACAUGUUUGGAUUUCCUACGGCUACACUGCUGGAUUGUCAUGGAAGAUAUGCUCAGAAUGUAGCAUUUUUCAAUGUGAUGACAGAAGCCCACCACAAAUAUGAUCACUCUGAGGCCACAGGAUCCUCAAGCUGGGAUUUCCAGAAUUCUUUCAGAAGAGAGAAGCUGGAACAAAAAACCUCAGAUUCUAAGGCACUACAGGAAGAUUCACCUGGAGUGAGACAGAGGGUCUAUGAGUGCCAGGAAUGUGGAAAAUCCUUCAGGCAGAAAGGUAGUCUAACAUUACAUGAAAGAAUCCACACUGGUCAAAAGCCCUUUGAGUGUUCCCAUUGUGGAAAAAGCUUCAGGGCCAAAGGCAACCUUGUUACACAUCAGCGAAUACACACAGGAGAGAAGCCCUAUCAGUGCAAGGAGUGUGGGAAAAGCUUUAGCCAGCGAGGCAGUCUGGCCGUUCAUGAAAGACUCCAUACUGGACAGAAACCCUACGAGUGUGCUAUCUGUCAGAGAAGCUUCAGGAAUCAAAGCAACCUUGCUGUUCAUAGAAGAGUUCACAGUGGUGAGAAGCCCUACAGAUGUGAUCAGUGUGGAAAAGCCUUCAGUCAGAAAGGAAGCCUGAUUGUUCACAUCAGAGUCCACACAGGCCUGAAACCCUAUGCCUGCACACAAUGCAGGAAAAGUUUCCACACCAGGGGGAAUUGUAUCCUGCAUGGCAAAAUCCACACAGGAGAGACUCCCUAUUUGUGUGGCCAGUGUGGGAAAAGCUUCACUCAGAGAGGGAGUCUGGCUGUGCACCAGCGAAGCUGCUCACAAAGGCUCACCCUUUGACCCCUCUCUUCAAAGGAAGUUUACUUUAUGAAGUAAGGAUACAAAAACCCGAGAUCAAGCCAUCUACCAGAUUGUCAGGAAUGAAUGGAGACUCUCAGACCAUCACUGGGUGGAGCAAACUGACUUUCUCCUUUCCCCCAAAUGAGUAUGAAAAAUAAAUGUUUAUUAUCAUCAUCAGGUAUGUUUCA
Molecule: messenger RNA, 1695 nt
Organism: Manis javanica (Malayan pangolin)
Lineage: Eukaryota; Metazoa; Chordata; Mammalia; Pholidota; Manidae
Gene: ZNF32
Product: zinc finger protein 32
Biological process (GO): regulation of transcription by RNA polymerase II
Cellular component (GO): transcription regulator complex; PcG protein complex; chromatin
Molecular function (GO): RNA polymerase II cis-regulatory region sequence-specific DNA binding; DNA-binding transcription factor activity, RNA polymerase II-specific
Source: RefSeq, a predicted model, not a curated record